CAACAUUUGGGAGAAGGUUUGGUGAAGUCUGAGAGGAGAUCUCGGCUGAAUCCUCACGGAAGCGUCCACAUGGCUGCGGUUCAGGGUUUGCCCAAAUGGGAGAGAAAAGCGCGCAUCUUCCUGUGCGCGUUCGGCCUGGCUCUGUCUGUGUACGCGCUUCACGUGGAGCUGUCCCGGGAGAGGGAUCCGGACUACAGGGCGAUGUGCGACCUGGGGGAGUCUGUGAGCUGCUCCAAGGUUUUCACCUCCAGAUGGGGACGCGGCUUUGGCUUGCUCCAGUUCAUCGUGGACAAAGAUAGCCCAAUGAACCAGCCCAACAGUGUGCUCGGCAUCCUGUUUUACACUCUGCAGAUGGGCCUGGGACUGUCUCUUUCCAGUAAAGCAGCACAGUUUCUGGUGUUUUCCUCCUGGGUGUCUGUAGCCGGUUCGCUCUAUCUGGCCUCUAUACUCGCCUUUGUUCUGGGGGAUUUCUGCAUGGUCUGCGUGUCAACAUACGUCGUCAACUUCGCAUUGCUUUACACCAAUUUGAGACGAAGGAGCGCAGUUGAAGGGAAGAAGGAAAAGUCUGGAUAGAAAGUGUUACUUGUGAAAUUCAACACCUUCUUUUUUUUUUUGUUUUUUUCCCUGCUGCCUUGACGCCACACUGGAUCUGGAACUCAAAUACAUUCCAACAGUAUUUUGUCCUUGUUUAGCAUUUUUUCAUUCAGUAUUUUUCACAGGACUGGAUGUUCAUCCCAGAUCUAAAUGAUGAUCGUCAAAAUAGAAUCUUGAUUAAACAAAUCAUUGU
Salarias fasciatus (jewelled blenny) is the source of this 787-nucleotide messenger RNA. It is a transcript of the gene vkorc1, whose product is annotated as vitamin K epoxide reductase complex, subunit 1. Gene Ontology annotation, molecular function: vitamin-K-epoxide reductase (warfarin-sensitive) activity. The coding region runs from base 70 to 573 and encodes 167 amino acids. Lineage: Eukaryota; Metazoa; Chordata; Actinopteri; Blenniiformes; Blenniidae. Gene Ontology annotation, biological process: vitamin K metabolic process; peptidyl-glutamic acid carboxylation; blood coagulation. The transcript has 3 exons. The record is from RefSeq and is a predicted model, not a curated record.